GUUAGUUUAAGUUGGUUCAUUCGACUGUGAUGUUAUUAUAAAAAGAUCAAUAGAAAUACUGACUGUAUUGAAUGACUGAAUUGUUUUUGUGGACUGAAGAGGAAACUCGUAAAUCAUUUGAAUCAAAAUGGAAGAGCUACGUGAAGCUGUAAUAAAUGGUAUAGAUGAACAUACAGAAGCUUUAAAUGAAAUCAGUCAAGAAAUAUGGAAGAAUCCUGAAUUAGCUUUUGAAGAACAUUCAGCUCAUAAUGUGUUAACUGACUUUCUGGAGAAAUCUGGAUUCAUUGUAGAAAGUCAAUACAAAUUAAAAACAGCUUUCAGAGCUACAUAUGGUGAAUGUGAUACAGUGCCUCGUAAACCUCAUAUAGUGGUCAUCUGUGAAUAUGAUGCUUUACCUUCAAUUGGUCAUGCUUGUGGUCAUAAUUUGAUAGCUGAAGUUGGUAUUGCUGCUGGUCUAGGCAUUCGAGAUGCUCUUGCUAAGUCUACUGAAAAUUUAGGAAAGUUAACCAUAUUAGGAACACCUGCUGAAGAAGGUGGUGGUGGUAAAAUAGAACUAAUAGAUCAAGGUGUAUUUGAUGAUGUUGAUGUUGCUAUGAUGGCACAUCCUACUCCAGCUACAUACCACAAGAAACCUCUACUAGCUAGAAGCAAAUUAUAUAUAAAAUAUAAAGGUAAAGCAUCCCAUGCUGCAGGAUUUCCCUGGGAGGGUGUCAAUGCUCUUGAUGCUGCAGUGUUAUGUUAUCAAAAUAUAUCUUGUUUACGUCAACAGUUUAAACCAACUUGGAGGGUUCAUGGUGUAAUAAUUAAUGGUGGAGUCAAACCUAAUAUAAUACCUGAUAUAACAGAAUUAGAAUAUUCUAUUAGAGCUCCGACUGAUCCAGAACGUAAAAUAUUAGAGACUAAAAUAAUCUCGUGUAUAGAAAGUGCUGCUACAGCAACUGGAUGUUCUGUUGAAUACCACACAGCAGAUAAAACCUACAAUGCCAUGAUACACAAUGAUACAUUAUGUAAACUUUAUGAGAAGAAUGCUAUCUCAGUUGGUGUAGAGUUUACUAAUGAUGAAGAAGAUAAAACCAUUGCUCUAGGGUCUAGUGAUAUGGGCAAUGUAUCAACUGUAGUACCAAGUAUACAUCCUUGUUUUCAUAUGGGAACAUUAGCUGCUAAUCAUACUAGAGAUUUUACUACUGCAGCAGGUGCUCCAGAAGCUCAGCCAUUCACAUUAAAUCAAGGCAAAUCUCUAGCUCUAACAGCACUAGAUAUUUAUCUCCAGCCAAAAUUACUGGAGACCAUUCAAGCAGAUUUUGAGAAAGAUAAAAAGAAAUUGACAAUUAUGGUCUGAAGCCAUUGUAAAGAUGUUUUCUAGUCCCAUUGAUAUUUUUAAUUGCAACUACGACCAAAUUAUUUUUACACCAGCUAAUUUUAAUCAAAUUGUAUUCGUUAUGUUAAAAUGAUGCACUUGUAUAAAAACUGCAUUCCAGAACUAACAAGGUUGUAAUUGUAAUAUUUCCAGUUUAUUAUUUGUUAUUGUCCCUUGUUAAUAGAUGCCUCGUUUGUGAGACACUGAAAGCGAGGUUCAUAAUGCAAAUUACGUCAUCCAUUGAUAAGAUGUUGAUGUCAUAUGAAUGAAUAACAUAUGUGACGUCACUUAACACUCAAUCAACAGCGAGAAAACAGGCUUAAAAUUUUACUGCAGUGACAACAUGAUAUCUUUUUUGUUUGAUGAGCCUUGUUCUGGAUUCAAUUUGGUUGACCGUUAAAGCGUGAAUAAGGUCUAUGUCAUAGUUUGUUGUUCAGGUGAGAACAAAAUAUUAAGUUUUGUGCGAUGGAAGCUGUUUGAUUUGAGUUAUAAAUAGCUUUGAUUUCAUAUCAUUCAAAAUGUAAAAUGAUUGUAAAUGGCAGCCCAAUUUGUAUUGUUAAAGAACAGAUAUAUAUAUUUAAUAUUAAGAAAUCCAUGAAUAAUGAUGACGCCUUAUUUUGAAUGAUUAAUAAAUAUAUAGUGCCUAAUAUUAACCAAGAAUAAUGUGUAGCCAAAAUGAAGUAUGAAAUUAAAAUGUUCAUCUGUCAAACUCUUUCUUAACUUCAAAUCUUCAGUCACACACCACCUGGUGGUCUGUGGUUUGAUUGUUACAAUUCUGGAGAUACGUUGUCAUUCAAACCCAGCUCCCUUUGUAAUAAUGGUUUAUGGUCCAUGGUUUAUUUUAGCCAAAUAGCUUGUAAUAAAUGAAUUUUUACCAACUG
This is a messenger RNA of Lottia gigantea (owl limpet), 2238 nucleotides long. RefSeq lists its product as hypothetical. Bases 128 to 1339 code for a protein of 403 amino acids. NCBI's taxonomy places the organism in Eukaryota, Metazoa, Mollusca, Gastropoda, Lottiidae. The transcript is spliced from 7 exons. Gene Ontology annotation, molecular function: dipeptidase activity. The record is from RefSeq and is a predicted model, not a curated record.